Messenger RNA from Symbiodinium sp. CCMP2456, 1668 nucleotides. The record is from the annotation of a GenBank genome assembly. Lineage: Eukaryota; Dinophyceae; Suessiales; Symbiodiniaceae.
AUGAAUGAAUGUGUGCAGUGUUGCGUAGCAGGCAGUGGCCCUGACCACAGACUCUGCUCAAGUCCCAGGACUCCCAAACACGAAAGCAGAUCGCGCACAGAUGAGGCGUCGUCCGGACCUCCAGAGGAAGAGCCUGAAUCCACUGAGACAUCGCAGGCUGCUGCUCAGCCACUCACGAAGCCAAAGGCGGCUGAGAAUCGUAGAGGAAGCAAGCGUCCACACCCACCUGUUCCCAGCCUCGAUCCGGACCAAGCCACUGUCAGUCCGACCAUCAGCCGUGGGCGAAAGCACCGGCAGACUCUGACCCCAGAGCACGGCCACGAUCCAGAGGAGGCGGGAUGCCCCAAAGAGCGCGAGAUCAAGCGGCUGCAGCAAGAGCUCAACGAGCAGAAGACGCAGAUGCAGAACCUUAUCAACCUAGCCAAAAAAGGACGCUUCAUGCUAGCAGACGCACUGGUCGAGAAUGCCAAGAACGAAAGAGAGAAACUUCGUGUGAAGUUAUUCCACGAUGGAGUUCGCGUUGGCAGAUACAAGACCAAUCUCUACGGCGCUGCGGAAUGGGAGAAUGGUACCGAAGCAGAUGCCAUCACGGCACUUCGAAAGAAGCUUCAGCAGGAGCGGGACUCUGUGGCAUCCCUCAAGCUCUCCUUAACGAAGCAGUCCAAAUGCAAGGCCAUUGAGACCGAUGACGCGGACGCCAACACGGAAGAAACAGACGAUCUGAUGGAGCAGCGAGGGCUGUUGACGUCAGCUGCAUGUGUCGCUCAUCCAUAUCAUAGGCUGAAUGUGCCCACGGUCUCAUCGGACCCUUGGGAGAUCCUUGGGAGAAGUGAACUGCAAAUGCUGGCACAACCAAACUCGCGUGCGGUUCAUGUUGAAGUUGAGUGGCGGAGUGAAUCCGCACACCUUUUCAAGGCGAGACGGGUGGGGUGGGUGCAUGAGCAACGCACGAAAGCGAGGAGAGAGGACACCAUAAUCAAGGAGCGCGAGGGCCGGCUGAUGGCCGAGCGAAAUGCCUAUCUCAAAAACAAGCACCUGGUGAAUGCGGAAGACAGGUCGCGCUUCGGUCACUACCCGAUGCUGCAGGACAGGUUUCAGUUGCUGAACCUGAUCGGCAAGGGUGGGUUCUCGGAGAUCUACAAGGCCUUCGACCUUGAGAUGAUGUGCUACUGCGCAAUCAAGCUGAAUGAGAUCAACUCGAAGAUGUCGAACGACAUGUGCAAGGACGCGGUGCGCUGGGCUUUGCGAGAAGCCGAGAUUCAGAAGGCCCUGCAGCAUCCACGCAUUGUCCAAAUGCGAGACUGCUUCGCAGUGGAUAACCAUGCCUUUGUGGCCGUUCUGGAGCUUUGCGAAGGUGAGACACUGGACACGCGCUUGAAGAGCACUGGUUCUUUCUCUGAGAAAGAAGCGAAAACGAUCAUUGUCCAGAUUCUGACAGGCCUACGGUAUCUGAAUAGCGCCGGUCGAAAGAUCAUCCAUUACGACAUCAAGCCCUCUAAUGUGUUCUAUCAUGCUGGGCAGGUCAAAAUCUGUGAUUUCGGGCUCUCCAAGAUGGCAAACCAUAGCACGGAAGGAAUAAUCGAGCUCUCCACACGCGGUGCUGGCACCUCGUGGUAUCUUCCCCCCGAGUGCCAUGAGACAGCAUCGCCGACGAUCAGCAGUGCCUAG